CGGCGCUGCGCGGUGGGCUGGCGCUGGGGUAUUUACGGUAAGGUGGACCCGGCGGUGGCAGCUCCGGUUGUCAGGUGAUCGGCGCUGAGGAGCCGUUGCCGCCGCCGCCCGGGGAAGGAAAAUGCAAGAUGGCCCAGCGGGGCCGUGAGGGGCUCCGCGGCGCCCCCUCCCCGCCCGCCGCCGCCUCCCCGGCGCGUAGGGCCGGCGGGAAGCGCUGAGGCCAACCCCGCCGCGCCAGAGCCCGUCCCCGGCGGGGGCACCGAGCCAUGGGGCUCUGCUACAGCCUGCGCCCGAGGCUCUUCGGCGACGCCGGUGGCGGCGGCUCCAUCUCCAGCACCGGCGCCGCCUCGGAGCCCGAAGCGCCGGCCGAGCCUCACGCCGCCCCGCAGCCGCAGCCCCUCGGCGCCCCGCUCCGGCCCGGCGGUAAGCCCGGCGGGGAGGCGGACGGGCCGCCGCUGCUGCUGCAGAACGGCGGCGGUAACGGGGCGGCCCCUGAGCGGCCGUCGCUGCCCAAGGCCGGCGGCCCGGGCGGCGGGGGGAAGGCGGCGAGGCAGCAGGCGCUGCACCAGCCGCCGGCGCUGCAGAGACCCUGGGAGAAGCUGCGCCUGGAGGAGCGGGAGGCGGAGAAGGAGGCGAGGAAAGUCAGCAAGAGCAUCGACCGGGCGCUGAAGGAGCAGAAGCGGGAGUACAAGCAGACGCACCGCCUGCUGCUGCUCGGGGCUGGUGAGUCAGGAAAAAGCACUAUUGUGAAACAAAUGCGAAUCCUACAUGUCAAUGGAUUUAAUUCAGAAGAAAAGAAACAGAAAAUACUGGAUAUUCGGAAAAAUGUUAAAGAUGCGAUUGUGACUAUAGUUUCAGCUAUGAGCACUUUAAUACCCCCAGUUCCAUUGGCCAACCCAGAAAACCAAUUUCGAAUGGACUACAUCAAGAGUAUAGCUCCGCUUUCUGACUUUGACUAUACACAGGAAUUCUUUGAACACGCAAAAAAGCUCUGGGAUGAUGAAGGUGUAAAGGCAUGCUUCGAGAGGUCGAACGAAUAUCAACUGAUUGACUGUGCACAGUACUUUUUAGAAAGAAUUGACAGCGUCAGCAUGGAUGACUACACACCCACAGAUCAGGACCUAUUAAGAUGCAGAGUGUUGACAUCAGGGAUUUUUGAAACAAGAUUUCAAGUAGAUAAAGUAAAUUUCCACAUGUUUGAUGUAGGUGGCCAGAGAGAUGAGAGAAGAAAAUGGAUCCAAUGCUUUAAUGAUGUCACAGCUAUCAUCUUCGUUGUGGCUUGCAGCAGCUACAACAUGGUAAUAAGGGAAGACAACAACACAAACAGACUACGGGAAUCCCUGGACCUUUUCAAAAGUAUCUGGAAUAAUAGGUGGUUACGGACCAUUUCUAUCAUUUUGUUCUUGAAUAAACAGGACAUGCUGGCUGAAAAAGUCUUGGCAGGGAAAUCAAAAAUCGAAGAUUACUUUCCUGAGUAUGCGCAUUAUACUGUACCUGAGGAUGCAACACCAGAUGCAGGAGAAGACCCCAAAGUCACAAGAGCCAAGUUCUUCAUCCGGGAUGAGUUUUUAAGGAUAAGCACGGCGAGCGGGGACGGGCGGCACUACUGCUACCCACACUUCACCUGUGCAGUGGACACAGAGAACAUCCGCCGGGUGUUCAACGACUGCCGGGACAUCAUCCAGAGGAUGCAUCUCCGCCAGUACGAACUCUUGUGAGGGGGAUCACCGUGGAACCUGUGGUUUUAAAUUCUUUGCUCCUUACUCUUUCUCUUGCUACUACCCCACACAGGGUGGAAGAAUAUACUAUAGAAAUGUCAGUCUCUUCACUUUGUUUACUUUAAUUAUUUAACCUUAAAGCUGAUUCGAAGCAAGUUUGGGUUGUUUUUCCUUCAUGCUUUUUGGGACUAUUUUUGUGCUUUAUUUUGACAUGCCACUUCUUCGUCAUUCCACUAAGCCCUUCGGCUACCUCUGGUCCCUUAGGUUUUGGGUUUUUUUUCUGACUGAACGCGACCUGCUAAAUUUUUUCCAGCAGGUUACCGCCGGUUCACACUGGCACGUCAGCUGGAUGACACUAAAGUCAUACCUAUCCCUCUGUGUGGGUUUCCUUUUUAACAUGACAUUGAAGAGUACUUGAUGGGUGAAAAAAAAAAAGAUUAAUGCACUUUGUAUCAGGUUAUUAAAUACUGUUGAGGAAGUAGACACACAAUGUAGCAGCACCACAAUAUUUAUUACUCUGUCACAGUUUUUAGCAUUUCUGAGUUGCAGGUCAACUGAUAAAGUGACCUCCUCUUUUAAGCCGUUACUGGCACAGGAAGUAGAGUAGAUAAUGAGAGGAAUAGUGAAGACAAAGCAAUUUCUCUGGGGUUUUGGAGCCGAGCGUCUCUGCGCACCUCAGGCGUUUGAAUUACAGCUACUUUUCAGCCUGUCGCAUCGAGGCAGAAAAUUGACCGCCCUCACUUACGUUAUUUGUGCUGUCCACAAAUGAUCCUUUUAGUUCUGAUCAUUCUUGGACAACGGUCCUCUCCCUAUAUAUAUUUUUUUGUUUUACUGCUGGUUUAUUAUAUUGUACAGACUGUAAAAUGUAAUAUUAUUUUGUACAACUUUAUUGAAGAAAAAUACUUGUAGAAGAUCUUUGUGCCUUGAUUAUGGCUGUACCUGUAAAAUGAGCUAAGAUGUAAGUAUGUUUUUGAUUGCGCUGUACAGCUUGAUGUCAACCUUACCUGCAGCAGUGACUGGAGGUAAGAACUUUAUCUGUAGAGUUUAGGGGUUUUUUUCUGGUUUAUAUAAAAAUGCUCUUUAGUAUAAAAAUUAUAAAUUAUGCAAAUUAACCACUUACCUUUCCAAGUAAGGUAUUACAGUCACCGGAUGUUGCAGCAAACAUGCCUUUCUCUUUUGAAGUCUCAGCUUUAAAACAUUGGAAUUCAUUCAAGUGUCCAAAUUGCAACCUGGUGUUGUUUUAAUGGGAACCAAGGAUUUAUUAUUUUCUUUUUUCCUUUCUAUUUAGAAAAUAUGUUUGGUAAUUCUUUGGUCAUUCAUAGAACUUCACAAUUGCACAGACCGAUUGUGAAUGUGUAAAGCACCAUUAUAUAGAGCUCUUCAAUCUUUGUACCAACAGCGGCUUUCAUUGUGCAAGUAAAUAGCGAGAAAGAAGAAAAAAAAAAACUUAAAAAAAAAAAAGGUGUAUAAACCCUCGUGUCUGGCCUAAGAGAAUUACAAGAUGACAUUUUUAUUUCUCUUUUAAUAAAGAGACACAUUAGAAAAUUGUUUUAUUUUAAAUAUUGUAGAAUCAAAAUGUGUGAAUAUUUCUCAAACUUGAAUAAUUUAUGCAAAUGACAUUCUCAAAACAAGUUGUGGUACAGUACAAUAUAUAAAAAGCAAGAAUUGCUGUAGCAAUAAGGCAUGUCCUUUUUAGUAACUAUAACACUGCUUUAUAUUUUAUACAUAGGUGUUUUAUGUCUGUGACUAUAUACUUUUCCUGUGUCCAAGAUAACCUGUACAAAUGUCUAAAAUUACAGUUGCAAUAACAGAAACCUAGAAAAGUGUUAGACUACAUUACUUUAUAGAGUGUUUUACCACACUUUGGACCAUUCUCCCCUCACUUCACUUUAAAUUUAGGGAGAGAUAAAGAGCUAACACAUUCCCCACAUUGGCAUAUAAAUCAGCAAGUUUGAUUAACUUUUUAAGCAUCGUUACUAGUUACAAACCCCUGUCAGUCAUCUUUUUAAAUUCAGAUUACAGAGGAAUUGAGACCGUGUUUCUAUUUGACAAUAAACAGUCCCCUCUUAGAUACUGUAACAUGACCAUUUCCUCUUCCCAAAAACUUGUCGACUUUGAUAUCCCUGUGUUCGAUUUAGUCAUCAGCUGUUUCCCAGAAAGUGACAGGCUGGGUGGAAUAAGCUAAUAAUAAACAAAAUUCCCAAAUGCAGAGAUUCUCUCACUUCCCAUGCCAAAGAAAGUAGUAGAGCGAGCAACAACAGGGAGUCUUUUCUUUAAAAACAAGCCCCAGGCCUGGCGUGAGGUCAUCCCUGGGGGUGUUGUGGGGCGGGUGGGAGCAGCUGUAGGGUUGGGGCAUCCUCCCUUGCGGGAUUUUACACCCUCCGUCCUGCCUCCCGGGGGGGCCUCCCCAGGGCAGAGCUAGUGUGGGUCAAACGUGACUCUCCUGUAGGUGAACAGACCUCGUGGGCCCCGCAGGAACCUAACCCCAUCCCUCUCCAGGGCCGAGGCACAGGGUGAUGUUACUGCAGCUGUAUUUGACCUUCCUUCUUGCAGAAGAUCGGCAACUGGAGGGCCCCUCACCACACAGAUCUCUGGGAUGCAAUAGGGCCCUCUUUUUUUUUUUUUUUUUUUUUAGCUCAUCAUAGCACAUCUUUCUAAAAAUAGCAGCUUGAGGUGUCACCCUAAUUAUUUUUUUUAAGCAGGUUUCAAGUGCUUAUCAGCAAACUGGAUCCACAAGCUUCUUCCCGUUGUUGUCUGGUAGACGAUAACCGCCAGUCGUAGUCAGCUGAUAAGUUAAUGUGUCGGGAACUGGAAGAUUUCUUGUCCCAAACCACAGUCCCUCACAUAUGACGGCCUAAAAAAGGUUACGGAGAUCCGCAUCUCUCAGUGCUGAGGUAUCUAGUUUCUGCCUGACCCUCACAAACAGAAGUAUGACAUUAGAAGGGCCAUGCAGCAAUAAAACAGAAAAAACGUUUCCAGUUUGCAGGACUGAGCCUCCACCAGGGUAAGACACUAGCACAGAGAAGUGAUGAGGCUAUAGGAUUUACAUAAUGUACAGUUACACUUUUAAUAUACAUAUUUGAUACAAAAAAAAAAUUAUAGCAGGAAAAGGACUCAUUUGAUUGUAGAAUACAGUAUUUUUGUACAGCAUGAAACGUUCAUUUCAGUUAAUUAUUUAUCCUGUAGUAGUCAUAUCAGCUGUAUAGGACUUCUAUGGUAUGUGUAAAUGCAACCUGCCUUCAGACUAGCAAUCAAAUUAGGUCAUUUGCUGGCAUGAAUAUAGUCUGAUGUUUGACUGUUCUCAGCUUUGGUAUUUCAGUGACUGAAUGCAGAUGUCUGGCUCUUCAUACUGCUUUAUGCUUACUGAUUAAACGCUGAGCAAAAUAAAAUGGUGGAGUGAGAAGCUGAAAAUGAGCUAGUAUCAGGAUUACAAGCAGAGCACCUGCUGCACAGUAUAUAGUAAAGACUCUGCUCUCGUACGGAAGGAAGCAUUUUUGGAGGGAGAAGUCAGUUGGUGUUAUGCUGCCCUGGAAGAGAAACGAAGACUGUCACUUGGCUGUUACAGUGGGUUCUGAAGCAGGAGUAACACCGCGGCUGUCGGAUCUGUGAUUCCUGAAUUCUGUGUUGGGUGGCAAGGGUUGGGGCCAGUCUCCCAGUACCAGUGCCUUCUCCAGGGGGCUGAAGAGUCCGUACCUUGCAGUGCUGGGCACUAACUGGAAUAGUCACCAGGCCAACACUAGCCCAGAGGCCAAUCUGCCCUAUGUUCCAUCUAGCGUAAAUAGAGAGCUGGGCUCCUCAUCUGAUCUGCCUUCGAGAGAAGCCUGACUUUAGCUGCUGUAAAUCCACCCGGAAGGAGCCUUCCCGGGCUAAAGUUAGGUUUUGUGAAUGUGCCCCUUCCUCCCCCCAGAGCCCUCCUCCUACCCAGUACAUGCUGCAAAAAACCCGUUGGCUAAUCCAAAUUCCCAACAACAAAAAGAACUUCAGUGGGUUUUGGCCUGACUUUGCAGUUCUAAUUAAAGUUUACAACGGACCGAGGCCGAGUUUAAACGGUAGUGAAGACGAUGCAACCUUAAUUAGCCAACCUCUUGUUUUGCAGUGAAGAUGCACUGUGUGGCGUGUGCAGAGAGCAAGCGUAGUUUGAAGGCAGCUACUCUCAGGAAUACAGAAUAAACAGAACUACUUUCGACAAGAAAUAUUAACCGUUGCAUAAAAUGAGUUUUAAAGUUUGGGGUUUAUCUGUGUAUUGAGCAGCCUAAACAACAGCAGGAAAAAAUACAUGAAAGAUUUCCCCCCCCAGGUCACAGACUACUCCGUAAACAGAUUGUAGGUUUUGCUUCUUCCUCCGAGUUUCUAGGAGCUCUGUUUUAUUUUUGAACUGGGAAACUAAUUGAUUUACCUCUAAGGAUACACUGAGCACUGGAACUGCCUGCGAGAGCAUAACCAACACGCUGUAUAAAAUGUGAAUUGGAAAGGAGGAGGCAGACUGUGGGCCUGUGACAAACGUGUUCACUGUGUGAAGCGGUUCGUGCACAAGUCUGAAAACCACCAUCACCGUGCAAGAGUUGGAGGUGGAUACGGUCUUGUUUUCAUAGUUGGUAAAUCAACCAAGCCAAACUAGUCUUUCUACUGUUCAGUGCACAAUACUGAUUCUUUUUACAAGUCAAUAGUUUACAAUGCACCCUCUUUAUAAGAAAAUGUUAGAUGCUUGUACCCAGAUACUAAUUAGAUCUUUAACAGCAUUGCUUUGUACCACACAGAACAUGUGGCUCCCACAGAUGUACUUUAUAAAGUGGAUGCAGUGUACUGAGUGGGUUGGGUGGGUAGGCAAUUUUUUUAAUUUUUUUUUUUGUUUUUACAGGUAGAAUCAGUUUUAAAAUAUAGCUGACUGCCAUGUUGAUUUAUUUAUGAAAGUUAUCUGACAAAAAUAAAAAAAAUUAAAACUUA
Molecule: messenger RNA, 6662 nt
Organism: Calidris pugnax (ruff)
Lineage: Eukaryota; Metazoa; Chordata; Aves; Charadriiformes; Scolopacidae
Gene: GNAL
Product: guanine nucleotide binding protein (G protein), alpha activating activity polypeptide, olfactory type
Exons: 12
Coding region: 267-1718 (483 amino acids)
Biological process (GO): adenylate cyclase-modulating G protein-coupled receptor signaling pathway
Cellular component (GO): heterotrimeric G-protein complex
Molecular function (GO): G protein-coupled receptor binding; GTPase activity; GTP binding
Source: RefSeq, a predicted model, not a curated record